GAAAGUGUCGGCGGGCCAGUGGCCUUCCCGGUGCCGCCGGCCGUCCCUUCCCCUCCCCCUACCGAGCCAGCGACCGGGAUGCAGACGUCAGAGCGUGAGGGGAGUGGUUCUGAAGUGAGCCCUGGCACGAUGCCUGAGGUGCCCUUGGAAUGUCCACCUGUCCCUACCAAGACCCCAGCAUUUGAUCUUUUCAACUUGGUUCUAUCCUACAAGAGGCUGGAGAUCUACUUGGAACCUCUGAAGGAUGCAGGUGAUGGUGUUCGAUACUUGCUCAGGUGGCAGACACCUUUGUGUUCCUUGCUGAGCUGCCUGAGCCUCAACAUCUUGUUCCUCACAUUGAAUGAGGGUGCUUGGUACUCAGUGGGUGCCUUGAUGAUUUCAGCGCCCGCCCUGCUGGGCUACCUUCAGGAGGUUUGCCGGGCACGGCUUCCAGAGUCUGAGUUGAUGCGGAAGAAAUAUCACAGCAUAAGGCAGGAAGACCUGCAGAAAGUUCGCCUUUCCCGCCCGGAAGCCAUGGCUGAGGUGAAGAGCUUCUUGAUUCAGCUGGAGGCCUUUUUGACUCGCCUGUGCUGCACCUGUGAAGCUGCCUACCGUGUGCUGCAUUGGGAGAACCCUGUGGUGUCCUCACAGUUCUAUGGAGUGCUUCUGGGCACAGUGUGUAUGCUGUAUCUGCUGCCACUCUGUUGGGUACUCACCCUUUUAAAUAGCACGCUCUUUCUGGGGAAUGUGGAGUUUUUCAGAGUGGUAUCUGAGUACAGGGCAUCUCUGCAGCGGCGGAUGAACCCUAAGCAGGAAGAAUGUACCUUUGAAAGCCCACUACUACUGGAUGCUGAGGGGAAGGGUGCUCUGCUGGACAGUACACCGGCCCCCACACCCACUGAGUUGUGCCAUUUCCUCUGGGGCAGGAACAGAAUCUUUCCUCCCAGGACCUUACGCCAGGCAGUGUGGAGGAGGCUGAGGAGGCUGAGCCAGAUGAAGAAUUCAAAGAUGCCAUUGAGGCAGGAGACCCACUUGGUGGUGCUGGAGGAUGAUGAGGGCACCCCAUGCCCAGCAGAAGAUGAGCUGGCCCUACAGGACAAUGGGUUCCUGAGCAAGAAUGAGGUGUUGCGCAUCAAGGUGUCCCGGCUCACAGAGCGGCUCCGCAAGCGUUAUCCUACCAACAACUUUGGGAACUGUACAGGCUGUUCUGCUACCUUCUCAGUGCUGAAGAAGCGGCGGAGCUGCAGUAACUGUGGAAACAGCUUCUGCUCUCGGUGCUGCUCCUUCAAGGUGCCCAAGUCCUCCAUGGGGGCCACAGCCCCUGAAGCCCAGAGAGAGACUGUGUUUGUGUGUGCCUCAUGUAACCAGACCUUGAGCAAGUGAGAAGAGGCCAGGCUCCAACCGGCAUCAGUCCUGGGGCCAACAGUAGAGCUCCUCUCCCACCCACCCGUGGACCCUCUGGCUUGUACUGGGCAAAUGUGGCCUGAAUGCUUUGUAGGCUUCCCCUUCCUUCCUGUAUUUUCAGCCAGGCUGGCAGUGCUGUGUUCAGAGCUCAAGGGAGUGGUGCCCCUAGACAGUCUUGUUUGCUUUGCUCUGCCCCAGGUUAGUUAAGUGGACUCAGGGCUGGUCAGGGAGGUGGGCCUGGCUCAGCUGAGCUGUGAUGAUUAGGACCAAUGUGGCCAGGCCUGGAGAUCCAGCAGACCAGAGCUUGGGAAAAAUUCUUCCCUGCUGAGCAUGGGGCUGGGUCCCUCAGCCUGAGAGCCUGGAAGACAGUUUGGGGAUGCCACACCUAGCUGUGCUGUUUGAAUGUCCCUCCUCCAGGUACCAGGGGAUUGGAUCACUUCCCUAUCAGAGGGUGUGUGCAGGGAUUACCAGAUUGUUCUGGAAGCAGGUCUGGAGUUCUCAGGUUCCUUCAGAGGAGAGCAGUGCACAGAGAGCUCAUGGAGUCCUCUAGUAUGUGUGGGUCACAGCAUGGGGACGCUGUCCUGCAAGUGGACUUGCGUGAUGCCCUGGAGUCCUCAGCUUCACCUGGGUGGCUGAAGGGUACUCAGAUCACUCUUGCUCCCCUACCCAAGCACAGGGAAAACUUCCUCUGGUCUAGUGCCACCUCUCCCUUCCCUAUCCUUUGUCCCUUGGAGUGUGAAGUCAGGUGAGCAGAGCAGAGGUCCAGAAGCCCUUGACCUAGAGGGUGUUGUUGGGUUGGAUCCUAGAUUUCAUGUCUGUUCCCUGGAGGACAGUCUCAGUUACAAGAUAAGUCCACUUGGGGUCUCGAUCUUUCUGGCAAUUUUAUAUUUCCUUCUGGAUGUUGAGGGGCCUAGCAUCUCUCCCAAAGCCAUGAACUGGCUCAGCACGCACCCCCACUCCCAGCUGCCCUGCCUUCUCAGAGUAUUUAUUUAUUUAUUUAAUGGUUCCUGGGAACAUACAGCACGGGGAUGGGAUGAAGAGGAUCAGGGUCUUCUGCCCUGGAGUCAUAGGCUGCCUGGGACCUCAAGUCAUAAGUGGCUGAGGUGUUUCUACUCCCUGAGCAUGGACUUGAGGCAGGUGGGAGGACAAGCAGCCCACCCUAGGCCUGCUUUCUUGCCAUGCUAAGCUGUUUCGUGAGGGUUUGGCCGCUGGGCCUGGUCCAAGUCAGGCAAAGAAUCAGGCUUGGGAGAAAGGGCAGGCCUCGGUGUCGCCAGUUUGCUCUGUUAGGAGAUGAGGGUUAAGUUUUCUAUGUUUAUUUACACUGGAGAGGAGUGAAAGGAUCUCUGUGUAUGGAAAAUUAUCAAUAAAAGGCUUCAAGCUUCUUA
Messenger RNA from Fukomys damarensis (Damara mole-rat), 2768 nucleotides. It is a transcript of the gene Zfyve27, whose product is annotated as zinc finger FYVE-type containing 27. NCBI's taxonomy places the organism in Eukaryota, Metazoa, Chordata, Mammalia, Rodentia, Bathyergidae. Gene Ontology annotation, cellular component: growth cone membrane; endoplasmic reticulum tubular network. The transcript is spliced from 14 exons. Gene Ontology annotation, molecular function: metal ion binding. Gene Ontology annotation, biological process: endoplasmic reticulum tubular network formation; protein localization to plasma membrane; positive regulation of axon extension. The record is from RefSeq and is a predicted model, not a curated record. The coding region runs from base 79 to 1362 and encodes 427 amino acids.